This is a messenger RNA of Nanorana parkeri, 1230 nucleotides long. It is a transcript of the gene PSME1, whose product is annotated as proteasome activator subunit 1. The coding region runs from base 127 to 873 and encodes 248 amino acids. NCBI's taxonomy places the organism in Eukaryota, Metazoa, Chordata, Amphibia, Anura, Dicroglossidae. The record is from RefSeq and is a predicted model, not a curated record. Gene Ontology annotation, cellular component: cytoplasm; nucleoplasm; proteasome activator complex. The transcript has 11 exons. Gene Ontology annotation, biological process: positive regulation of endopeptidase activity; regulation of G1/S transition of mitotic cell cycle; regulation of proteasomal protein catabolic process. Gene Ontology annotation, molecular function: endopeptidase activator activity.
UUGUUCUGUAAAGUCCCUUCUUCUUUACUUUCACUUUCCCUUCAAAGCUGAAACGUCUAAAGUGUAUAAAACCGAGAGACGGUACCGAGGAUCUCUCUUCAUCCUAAAUCUGAUCCCCCUGCAGUAAUGGCAGAUAUUCAACUUACACAGGAUGCCGUACAGAAGGUGAGAAGAUUCCAGAAUCAGUUUUGUAAGGAGGCGAAUGAUUUGAUCUCAGUGGGAAUUCCACAGAAGAUUGCUGACCUGGACAAGAUUCUCUGUUCUCCAGAGCUGAAUGUUUCUGAUUUGACAACACUGCGAGCUGAGCUUGAUAUACCCAUACCAGACCCUGAGAAGGAGAAAGAGAAAGAAAAAGAAAAAGAAAAACAGAAGAAAGAAAAAGAUGACAAAAAGAAAGAUGAUGACGAUGAGAAAGGUCCUCCCUGUGGCCCCAUUGCCUGCAAUGACAAGAUUACAAGUUUGCAAAGGAUUAUCAAGCAUGAAAUACGGGAACUGAGAGAAAAUCUGAACGUGGUUACCCUUUGGCUGCAACUUCAGAUUCCUCAGAUUGAGGACGGGAAUAACUUUGGAGUUGCUGUUCAGGAAAAAGUAUUUGAACUGAUGACAACUCUUAGGACCAAAUUAGAUGCAUCCCAGACUCAGAUAUCCAAGUAUCUCUCUGAUCGAGGUGAUGCAGUGGCCAAAGCAGCAAAAAGUCCUCAUGUGGGCGAUUACCGCGCUCUAGUUCAUCAGCUUGAUGAAUCGCAAUACUCUGAGCUCCGAAUCGCAGCACUGGAAAUAAGGAACUCCUAUGCCACACUUUACGAUGUCGUCAACAAGAAUUACAACAAGAUAAAAAAAACACGUGGCGACACCAAGCGUCUCAUUUACUAAAAAGGCCGAACUGUUUGCUUUUGUCUCUGGUGUAGCUUAGAAUCCUAUUUUCUGUGAUCUCCUCAAGCAGCACAUGUGAUUAUACUGUUUCUACUCAUGAAUAGUUUGAUUUCAAGCAUUUGGUUCAAGAAAGCACUCAUAAUAAAUAAACUUUACUGCGUAUGAAAUAUAUUUUGUCGUAAUGGUAUCUGGUAGUGUCUCAAUAAGAUACAUUUGUGAAUUUAGACACAGACUGUUAUAGAUGCAUAUUAGCAAAUUUACACAUGCUGCAUAAACAAAAGCUGUAUAGAUAACGAAUAUAUAUAUAUAUAUUUACACAGAUAUAUACAUACAGCAGUUAGAGGUCUCUUCCAACAU